AUGGCUGCUCUACUCUGUGAGAAUUGCUCUAGUCGGUACCACCAGCCCCAGCUCAACCAGCCCCUGGAGAUCAGCCUCAUGCUGCUUCUGGUCAUGUUUGGAAAAGUGUGCCUGGAUUUCUUCAUGCUGCAAGUUAAGCACAAGAAAGUGAAAGUUAGUUUUAUGGGAUAUUUUUGUGUCUCUUUGGCACUUCUUGAUUUCAUACUGCUGCUGAACAUAGCUGUCAUCCUCUAUUUGGAGGAUUUUGCACUCUGGGGUGUCAGAUUUACCAAGUACCACAUCUGCCUGUUCACUCAGAUCAUUUCUCUCACUUACGGUACUUUGCAUUACCCGGUGUAUCUCGUGGCAGGUCUGGAUUACUACAUGACUAUAGCCCAAACCUCUCAAUUCCCCCGAAGAGGUCGAAGACUAUUUUACAUCUUUGUUGUGGUUUUCAUAUGGAUCUCAGGCUUUUUUUGUGUUCUGCAAGUUCCUGCCAUCUAUGAAGAACUAGAAGUUCGGAACCAUUUCUCUCCUUAUCAGUGUCCCCUCUACAUCAGCGUGCAGAGCUACUCGGUCUCAGUUGCCAUGCUGGUUCUCAUAGGCAUGGCUCUCGUGGUUUGCUGGAAGGAAAUGAUCACCAUGCUGCUGUCUGUGAGGGUGGCCUCCUUUGCCAGCCAGCCCGUCCUGCUGUUCUCCUAUGUGCCCAACGACAACAGCACUUGUUUCAAGCGGCAGCUUCUGACCAGACUCCUCAUCUGCUUCCUUGGCACUUGGGCACCUUUUGUUCUUCUCCAGUUUAUCAUCUUGUUUCUUGGUGCUUGGAUUCCAGCCUACAUGGAGAUGAACGUCCCUUGGCUGUACUUCAUCAACAGCUUUCUUAUUGCAGUAGCAUACUGGUGUCGAUGUCACGACGUUGAAUUGACAGAGGAGAUGUGGUCUACAGAUCCAUUUGUCAGCUGGAAAUUCUGCUUUAUGCCAUUUAACAAUGAAAACACAGAGCCAGCUGAAAAGCCAGGCACAGUAAUUGUAAUCUGUUAACGAGCUGCUGACUGAAAAGACUGCUAGGGCUGUGUGUACUUUGAUGCUCUGUGACCAUGUCCUUACAGAUAAUACAAGGAAGCAUCUCCAGAGCUACAAUCCACAGGAAGAAAAUCCAACAUUCAUGAGUACAGUAAGGAACAGUGCACCAGAAUGUGCCACACUUCUACACUGGGCUUUAUUUCCAUUUCAGAGUAUUUAAGAGAAGGCCACUAUUUACAUAAAAUAAGUUCUUGGUUAAAAGUGGUGUUUAUUACUACAAUUUUACAAUUGUUUUAAAAUUGAAUGGUCUCAGGCUUUAUAGUAUAAAACGCAUCAGCCUUUAAUGGGCUGAAGCCUUUUAUUAUCAGUUACAUCAAGGUGACCUACUGUCAAGUUCAAACUGCUGUGGUUUUUGUUGCUUUUUUUUUUUAAGUGUAUUUUCUUGUUGAACAUUUUGUUAGUUCAAGGUUUUUGCGUGGUUAAUGAGGAACACAUUGUUUUAGUUAAAGCUAUACCUCCUUCAGAACUAUAAACUUUGUUUACGGAAACGAUUGCGAGAUGUAUACUGGCACAGCUAUGAGAAAGGCAGUGCUUUGUUAUUUCCUUGUUACUGUUCCUGUAAGGUAUGUAUGUGCACAUUAAAAACUACUGAAUUACAGUCACAGCAAUAAGAGCUUUAAUACAAAAGAAAAACAAACAUGCUUAAUAUGAACAGUUGGACCCUGUGCUAAGCAGAUGCAUCUACUCUUACAAGGUUACGUGAGUACAUGCCAAAGGAUGGGUUGGACUAGAACAGAAUCUGUGUUGGAGCCAAAGUCACACUGACAUUAAAGUAGUUCAAUUUGCUAAAGCGUGCCUAAUGCAGUAAGGGAAAACCUGCUCAGACUUCCAAACUACUUCAAUGAUUUUCAAGUUCUUGAGGAAGCUCUCAGAUUUACAGGGGAUUGAUAAAUAAGUGAUCCACAACCCAAGCAGACAAAUGGAAGUAGUAUUUAUUUCUGAAGCACUGAACUCACAGUACAAUAUUGUAUUGAAGUAGAAACUAUAAGUAAAUUAUGUUGUAGGUUGGUUAAUCAUUCACUCAGACCCACAGGGAACAAUGGUAUCACAUAAGAAUACUAAAGAAAAAUCUGCAGAUAACCAAAGGUGCAAUUACAAGCAAAUUUAAGCAGCAAGUAUAAGGUGCUUUGUUUCAGCAUUUGUAUAGUCAGUUUCAACAUUGACAGAUUAAAGAAAUCUCACUUCUACUGAUGAUAACAAAUGGGAGAAUCUAAAAUUCAUUCACGUGCUAAUUGCUAAUAAGAAAGUGCUUUAAAAAUGAUUCACAAGGUGAAGAUCAUCUGUUUUACAUAGUUCACUGUGCUCUUCAACUGUAGAAUUUAAUUUUGGGGCUACCAGUUACACUAUUAUGUAUUAAUUAUAGACAGGAUUUAAUUGCAAGAUUUAGUGAUACAUCAGCAAUACAUGUGCUAGAAAUUAUUAUAAAGCAAUAUUCUAGUAUAUCACUCCAUGAUAGGAAUUCACAAUCAAAUAUCAUCUAUUAAAGCUUAUAUUUCUGCAAUGUAUCAAAGUCCAAUUUUCAUUUUACUGCUUUACCCCACACAGUGCUUCUUGCACCAUUCUCUAGGGCUCAGCUUCUUUGAGGUUUCAGUGACCAAAAGGACAGCAUUUUUAAAGCAGCAGAAAAUGGUUUCUGGAAAAUCCAUUAAAAAGGCCAUAAAAAAAAAAAAAAAAAACAGUAAAGGAUAAAAACCUAAGUUUUAAAACUAAACUUAUUACUAUGUGUAAUAAGAGGCAGCAAUGUUUGCAGCAAAGUUUGAGGAGUUUGGCAUUACAAAGUGUUUCAUCACUUAUGCAGGAUGAUGUAUUUGGAGGAAAUUCUAUUUCCACCUUAGAAGUAGGGAAGCAUGUAAAAUAAAACAGCCUUAAGGAAUCAUUCCCUGCCCCCAGUUCCCAGUCACUUCUAGGCAGCGUUUGACGUGCUGUAGGAUAGAUAAAGUAUGUCUAAAGGUAUCUUCCAGGUUUUACAUCACCUGGACACCCACUGAGAGGGACUUGACCAAGUACCAACAAAACCCAGCUCCAAAUGUAGUUAUGCACCAGGCAUUUCAGAAGGUCAUGAAGUAACUUAUUUGUACCAACUCAGCCAGCAAGGGAAAGUAUCUCAUUUUAGAUUCACUUAAAGCCAGACGAAGGCAAGAUUAUUUCAGUAACGUGCAUUUCAGAUCCCUUUUGUGUGGUUAGUCUCACCCUUCUGAUCCACCAAUGCAGACAGAACUGGAAUUGCAAGAAGCUGGGUAAGGUUCAGACGUGUUUAUCAGAUUCUCAACUUGUAAUUAACAUUUACACGUCUUCAUCUAUUCUGAUGCUGCAGAAUUCCCUCAGUUGCUGCACUGCUUCUAAAGCCAUUUAAAGUUUUUAAGACUGUAUUUUUACAGGGAAACCACAACAGGCAGGCAGAUCAGUUAUUAAUGUACUGAUGUUACAUAAAUGAGUUACCAAAGAACUCUUUCAUACUCUUUGAGAGGAAAAAGUCAAAGAGGGUCAACCUGCAGGCUGCCAUUCAUAGCCACCACGUAGGUAACAGCAGCACUGCAGGUCUACACAUAGAGCCCAACUGUGGUGUCUAAGCUUCCUGACGAGUAACUGACUUAAAACAGAUGUACAGCAUCUCAUUUUAAGCCCAUUUUUAUCUUUGACAUUUUAUGCAGGGAAAUACCUGAUCC
Lagopus muta (rock ptarmigan) is the source of this 3728-nucleotide messenger RNA. RefSeq names its product G protein-coupled receptor 160 (gene GPR160). Gene Ontology annotation, cellular component: plasma membrane; signaling receptor complex. NCBI's taxonomy places the organism in Eukaryota, Metazoa, Chordata, Aves, Galliformes, Phasianidae. The transcript has a single exon. The record is from RefSeq and is a predicted model, not a curated record. The coding region runs from base 1 to 1020 and encodes 339 amino acids.